This is a messenger RNA of Cloeon dipterum, 978 nucleotides long. RefSeq names its product ras-related protein Rab-9B-like. NCBI's taxonomy places the organism in Eukaryota, Metazoa, Arthropoda, Insecta, Ephemeroptera, Baetidae. Gene Ontology annotation, molecular function: GTP binding; GTPase activity. Bases 191 to 868 code for a protein of 225 amino acids. Gene Ontology annotation, biological process: retrograde transport, endosome to Golgi. Gene Ontology annotation, cellular component: late endosome; lysosome; phagocytic vesicle. The transcript is spliced from 3 exons. The record is from RefSeq and is a predicted model, not a curated record.
AUAUAGAUAAAAUGCAGGCCCUCUGAGGUUGGAAUUUGAAAAUUGUUUUUGUUUUAGUUGUGUGGAAAUGGGAGCAUGACAGCACGAAAAUCGAAAUUUUUAUCUAGUUUUUCUCCAUUCAAAUUACAAAUUUAAUACACAUCGCACCUCAACCACAAUCAUCUGCUGAGACAUUUGGCGUGUGUGUAACAUGGCAAGUUGUAGCAACCGCUUAUUGAAAUUAGUGAUUUUGGGUGACAUGGGAGUGGGCAAGACAUGUCUGAUGCGUCGUUUAAUUUAUGACCAGUUUGAUGUUAAUUCGUUUCCAACGAUUGGCGUUGAAUUUCUCACCAAAGAGAUUCAUCCAGAAGGUGCUGAACAUGAAACCUUCACCUUACAGAUUUGGGACACAGCUGGACAGGAGAAGUUCCACAGUUUGCGAACCCCAUUUUACAGAGGGGCUGAUGUCUGCAUGUUGACUUACAACAUAGCAGACAGGAACACUUUUUACGACUUGCAAUACUGGCUAAAGGAGUUCAUCUUCCACGCCGGAGUUGGGGCUAAUUUUCCCUACAUUAUUGUUGGGACAAAGCUCGAUCUGGCCGAUGAGUUGCGAGAUGUUCCUGCAAACUGGGCGGAGGAGUGGUGCCAAGCAAAGGGAAUCAAAGCGAUUUGUCUAGAAACGUCGUCAAAGACGCGAACAAAUGUGGAAGAAGCGUUUCACGCUGCACUCACUAUUUGGAUUCGGAAUUCUGCUCAAAGUCCGACUUCCAACCUGGAUUUCAGCUUCAGGCAGUUUGAACUGCGCUCCGAAGAUUUGGUUAAUAUCAACAGGAGACAAGAACUGGAGGAACGCCGAAGGAGCAAUUAUUGCUGUUUGAAAAUGUGAUUCUCCUCUUUUUUGACUUUGCUAUUUAUACUUUAGAGCUGUGAGAGAUCAAUGGCUCCAAUUUGCCAAAAAAAUGUUUUUUGAUUAUUCCAGAAAAUAACUUUUUUAUA